Xyrichtys novacula (pearly razorfish) is the source of this 306-nucleotide messenger RNA. The record is from the annotation of a GenBank genome assembly. Lineage: Eukaryota; Metazoa; Chordata; Actinopteri; Labriformes; Labridae.
AUGCGGCGACACAAGAUACGUCACCGAGUCAGAGUCUGCAGGCUGAUACCUGUGGACCUUCAGAACCGCCGCAUUAAUACUGAGGGGAUUAAAGAUGGAGGAGAGGCUGCUCCUCCACAAGUGGAAAAGAUGAAUUUCAAACACGUAGCCUCCACCCUCCUCCUCCUCCUCUUUCUUCAGCUCAAGCUUAAAGAAAUAUCAAACGCACAAAAAGAAGUAUUAACAAGGCAAAAAGUUCUUGAUCCUUUUUAUAAGAUGAGAAAAGCAAAAAGCAAAGCAGCCGAGCCGAUUUCCAUUCCAACAUGA